AUGCGCCCACUGCUUCGCCUCAGACCGCGAUCCUUGACGCCUGGCGUGAAGUCUCUGCCAUGGCGGUUUGCACGGUCGCGCCCGUUGUCAUACACAGCAAUUCGCCAUUGCUCCUGUUCUGACAGGGCAAAACCGGAAGCUCCAACGAUACCGAUCACCGACCACCGAGCUCUCGGCACCGCUCAGGAGCUUUUUACAUCCUCAGUCUAUAGCCCUGGAUCUCCCUUGUUCCUCCCGAAUGGCACACAUGUCGUCAAUAAACUGAUCUCCUUCCUCCGCACCCAAUACCUACAAUACGGCUUCCGUGAAGUCUUAACCCCGACCAUCUACAAAAAGUCGCUAUGGGAAAUAUCAGGCCACUGGCAGAACUACAAGGAUGAUAUGUAUGAGGUUACUGGCCGUGGGGCUAGUGGCGAGGCAGAUGGUGAAAUAGGCGAGGACGAAUCAUACGGACUGAAGCCAAUGAACUGUCCUGGGCAUUGCCUGCUCUUCAAGUCACAAAAUCACUCCUACCGCGACAUGCCGGUGCGCUAUGCAGACUUCAGUCCAUUGCACCGCAACGAAGUGUCAGGAUCCCUGACUGGUCUGACACGUGUCCGCCGUUUCCAUCAAGACGAUGGGCAUAUUUUUUGUCGCCCGCAGCAGAUCAAGUCAGAGAUCGCAUCGGCGCUCGGAUUCGUGGAUAUGGCCAUGAAGACCUUCGGACUCGGUCCGUAUCGAUUGGUCCUUUCGACUCGACCGGAAACGGAUUAUAUCGGAACUUUAGAGAUGUGGGAUAAUGCCGAGACGCAGUUGCGCGAAGCGCUGGAUAGUACUGGACGCGAUUGGGCGCUAAAUGAGGGCGAUGGUGCCUUUUACGGCCCUAAGAUCGACAUUCAGCUUCAAGAUAAAGCUGGCAAAUUCCACCAGCUCUCUACUAUUCAAUUAGACAUGAAUCUGCCUCAACGAUUCGAGCUAGAGUACCAGGUUGCCGAGGGUGAGCCAGACUACAACCCAGCUACACCUGGAGUUGCAACUCCUGUGUUGGUUCACCGCGCUAUCUUUGGUUCAUUGGAGCGGUUUUUGGCGUUGCUCAUCGAAGAACAUGGUGGCAACUGGCCAUUCUGGCUCUCCCCUCGCCAAGCUAUUAUCCUGACGGUAAACCAGGAUGAAGCUGUUGUGCGCCAGGCUCGGGAAGCGUUAGCCAAGUUCGCUGGAUUCCGCGCAUUACUCAAUGAUGGCACCGCCGAGUCGCCCCGUCCACUCUCUUCAGUCGACUCCACAUUCUUGGUUGAUGUCGACAGCAGCCCACAAACUCUAGGCAAGAAGAUCCAACGUGCCAAACAGAUGAAGUAUAACCUCAUCUUCAUCCUCGGCUCACGGGAUCUAGCUGACGGUGCAAUCACUGUCGAUGUGACUGGUCAGAUGCAGAGCAAGACGGACAAGGAUGGCCAAAAAUUGCGGGCGUUGAUGAAAUCCAGACUAGGUGAUGACGCGCUGAAGGAUCCCCGUGCCGUCAAGCUUAGCGUGGACGACGUUCAUCCAUUAUUGGUUGAAUUCGAGAAGAACUUUGUAUAA
Molecule: messenger RNA, 1557 nt
Organism: Penicillium paradoxum
Lineage: Eukaryota; Fungi; Ascomycota; Eurotiomycetes; Eurotiales; Aspergillaceae
Product: threonine--tRNA ligase MST1
Exons: 1
Coding region: 1-1557 (518 amino acids)
Biological process (GO): threonyl-tRNA aminoacylation
Cellular component (GO): cytoplasm
Molecular function (GO): threonine-tRNA ligase activity; ATP binding
Source: RefSeq, a predicted model, not a curated record